GCGAGCGUGAAACUCAGUAGUACGCUACCACCCACGCAUGUAGUACGCACGUUCGCUCCACGUGUGCCCCGAACGAGAACGAUCGUCGAUUUUACGCGACCUGCAAGAAUCGGAUAGUGUCCCUGUAUCACCCUGGUGCCAGGUCGAGCGAUUUCAAGCGGUUUCAAGAGGGUACAUCAACGGAAUUCAGUGAUCUGCAAUUCGAAGAUCCAUAAAUAAUCCAUCGAUCAUUUAAACGGAUCGAAAAGAGCGUAGAUCGGGCAGGAACAAGAGAAGAUAGAAGAAGAUAGAAGCUUGAAAUUGCACGAGUUUGUAGAGAAAGAAGAAUAGAGGAAGAAUCUUGAACGUGACAAUAGGUUCGUACUAUUUGAAAUUAAGUAUUCGUAUCUUCAUCGAGGAAACGUUGGACGUCGUAAAGUUUGGAAGAAGAACGCCUGGCACCGGGAGGAUCGAAUGAAAACGCGGAAUAGGAUGCGAAGCGUUCGUAUUAGAUGAAGUUCGAGCUUACGCGCAGUAGAAGAGAUGGAUCAAGAAGCUGCACGAUUAUUCUGUUGAUCGAUGCGUCAGCGUUCCUUUCGCGGCAGAAAUCUAAGAUGAAAAUCCGCUCGGCGGGACGAGAUAUUUUUUCAAGUGGCGCGCUGACGACGCUGCCUCUGCGACUCGCAGCUGAGAAUCCCGAUCGUUAGCACCUUUAAGAGACCGUUCCUGAAGAUCGAGAAUCAGCCAUCGUCUCCGACAAACUCCGCUUAAAAUGUCUGGAACGGAUGCACAUGGCGGUGAUACGAGUCCCACGCGUCAGCCAAGACAGAGUAGAAUUCACAGCGUCGGGUUACCGGCACGAACGUCCCUGCUUCCGGAACCCCCGCCCGCCGGAAGUGGCGCUCCACCGCCGAUACCACGCCGCCAUUCCGCAACACCUACGGUUGCUCCGCCACCGAUACCACUGCGGCCGCCAGCGAUCCCAAAACGGAGCAAAAACGAGAAACCGAUCCCGAUACAACUGCCGACGAGACAGGAGGGUCAGACGAAUCGACGGAAAGCCAGCGAUCCAACUCCACCUUCUUCGUCGAUUUUAUCCUCUUCUUGGACUCACGAUACGAACAACGAGAAGUUAAUCGAUCUGGGUCCCUUGCAGGCUCAGGAUCAACCGGACAACCAAGAAUAUACGUUGAAUUUUAGCAGCAAGGAGGCGCAAAAUAAUAAUGAGGGGAACGAUUUUGUGGCGGACUUCGACAAAGCGAAUUUUGAGGAGGAUUGCAAGCCGAAUGAGAAAUCCAGUUUCGAAGAGUUACAGAAGGCGUCGAAAGAUUUAGAGAAGAGGUUGCACGAAAGAAUCGUGAAGAGCGCCGAGUCGAAGUUCAAGGAUCAGGCUAGAGAAGGAAGACAGAGACAGGGGGCGAAUGUGCAGAAUAACAGGCUUCAGUCGUCGAAGACGGGGAAGGAAGGCUGCAAGGAAACUGCAGACAGAAAGUCUCGGGAGAAAAUUGCUAUGUCCCGAAGGGAGGCCCUGCAGGACGACGAGACGAAGUUUGCAGCCCUGGUGAGGUUGCAUCGCGAAGCAGAGAAGAGAUGCAAGUUCGAAGAGCUUCAGGCCGCCUCCAGAAAACUUGAGAGACGGCUAUACGAGGAGGACGAUCACCUCAGAGGGAACAAGGAGAGGUCUAUCGGCAGGUACGAGGAGCAGAAAUCCGCGGAAACGGGACCGCGCGGGAAACACGAGCCGGAGAUGGAUAGGGUGAGGAAUAUUUUGCAGCACAAUCUGAGGAAGGAAAGGAACUGCGAAAAAUUGGAAAAGCUACCGAAGGCGACACAGACGAACCUUCCGCCACCCCUGAGCGCGAUCUCACAGAGCUCCGUACCAAAGCCUAUUAGCGUUCGACAGGACAGCAAUGUUUCUUCGGAUAGCUUCAGUCAGACUAGCUCGCCUAGUUACACCAGCAAGACCAUGGAGGCUCCCCUUUUACCCCAUAAAUACGGAAAAGUACCAGAUAGGGCACUGGUGUCGGAGCCGGACAAUUCGUCCGGUCGUACGAUCACCAAAUCGACCAGCACACCAGCGAGCCUCCAGGCGAUCGUCAGAGUUCACGGUGGUAACAACGGCUCCUUGCAUCACAAGAUAAUCAGUGACAUGACUAGCAGACAUUAUGUGACUAACGGCAGCCUGCGCUUCAGAUUCGUGCAGGUAUUCUUCAAUGCUGUCGCGUUGUUGAUCAUCGCCGGAGGUCUGACCAUUUACUUCAAGUCGUAUCCAGAGACGCUUAUACGAGUAGAGAACAAAACGAUCUACACGAACAUGGUCACGUUCACGGAACGAGUUCCAGCGAUGACCGAGGAAAGGAAUCCGGCGCCAGGAGUGUGUCUGCCCGUAAUCGUGACCUUCUGCAGGUACCAUAAGAUCCCGUAUAACUUCACCAUCUUCCCGAAUUACAUGGGCAAUUUUGGGCAACGCGACGCCCAGCACGAGCUAGAGCUUUAUGGUGCUGUGAUCGACGUCAAAUGCUACGAAUUGGCCGCCCUCUUUCUAUGCAGCGUUUUUGUGCCGAAAUGCGGAUCUCGGGGCCACGUGGUGCGACCCUGCCGUAGUCUCUGUUUUCAUACCAAGAGACGGUGUGGGUUUUUCCUGGAAGUGUUCGGCCUGACUUUGCCGGAGUAUCUGGAAUGCGAUCUGUUCCCUGAAAAUUCCAAUCCGGACGAGUGCGUGGGGCAUCAAGAAGUGCUGGAGGCAGCUCGAAGAGCUGAAAGACCUGUAUGCACCAGUGGGUUCCAAUGCGAUGGCACCAGAUGCAUUCCGGUUGACUGGCGAUGCGACGGCUACUUGGAUUGUGCGGAUCACAGCGACGAGACUGAAUGCGGCGAGUGUGCAGCAUCCUCUUCCUCUUCGUCUUCCUCCGUCAACAGCACAAAGAUCAUGAAGAAACCCAUCCUGGCGAUGAACACCAUGUUCAAGUCUGCUUUGCACUGCGGGGAAAGAAGGUGCAUGUCGGCUAACCACAUCUGCAACGGAGAGAUGGAUUGUCCUUGGGGUCAGGAUGAGCGAUAUUGCUUGAGACUGAGUCAAAGAAACGGUGACGUGGGUGAAGGAAGGCUGGAGGUAUACCACGCAGAGAUGGGCAAGUUCAUGCCAGCCUGUAUCCCUUACUGGGAUUCGAAUACCGCUAAAACCAUCUGCUCCAUGCUCGGAUACACGGCGCCGCUUUCAUCCAGGUUGAUGGCGCAAGGUAUGAAUCUUACUCAAAGAGAAUCUAAGGCACGCCGGACGAACCUUCUAAAAGAAUUUCAAGAAUGUAUCACGGAUCAAGAAGCCUAUCCAACUGCUGAAUUAACUUGUUCAGAAUAUGCUUGUGGACGGAGAAACACGGUUUAUGGGCACGUGAAAGCGAAAACGAGAAUCGUAGGUGGUGUAGAAUCAGCUCCUGGUGAUUGGCCUUUUCUAGCAGCUCUUCUUGGAGGUCCUGAACAGAUCUUCUACUGCGCUGGGGUUCUGAUCGCAGAUCAGUGGGUUCUCACUGCGUCUCAUUGCGUGGGAAAUUACACUGAUAUAACUGGAUGGACGAUACAACUGGGGAUUACUAGAAGACAUUCGCACACUUACCUUGGUCAGAAGCUUAAAGUGAAAAGAGUCGUUCCUCAUCCAGACUACAAUGUAGGUGUCGCUCAGGACAACGACGUGGCUCUUUUUCAGUUGGAAAAACGAGUCCAGUUUCACGAACAUCUAAGACCAGUCUGUCUGCCAACAGCUGAUACCCAUCUAAUACCUGGAACACUGUGCACUGUGAUUGGCUGGGGAAAGAAAAACGAUACUGACUCUUCUGAAUACGAGCUAGCUGUGAACGAAGUUCAAGUUCCAGUCUUAAACAGAGAAGUUUGUAAUCUGUGGAUCACGUACAAGGAAUUGAACGUCACCGAUGGAAUGAUAUGUGCUGGAUAUCCGGAUGGAGGGAAAGAUGCGUGCCAGGGCGAUUCCGGAGGUCCUCUGCUGUGCCAAGACGAGCACGACAAAGAGAAAUGGUUCGUAGGUGGAAUAGUUAGUUGGGGUAUAAUGUGUGCUCACCCGAAACUACCAGGGGUGUACGCUUAUGUGCCAAAGUACGUGCCCUGGAUUCGCAGUGAGAUGGCCAAGUACUCUGACAUAGGUAUGGGCUAAUUAAAGAAUAAAGAUCGGGACGACGAUGACUCGCGCUAAUAGGAGUCAUUCACCGAAGAAGUAUUCAGGUAUUUAGUUAAGACAAUAAUUUGAAUGACAAUAAGUCUAGUCAAGAAACUAAAGAACUUUGUUAGGUGUCAUGAAAAAGUAUUUUGAAGGUAUUAGUAAUUAUACACUUAGGUAGACGCGAUUAUUCCAGCCGUUUGUGUUGAUCUGUUAGCUUAUAAAGAUUCUACUUUAUUACCAGCACAAAAUGUGAACAUAUUGAUACAAAUUCCCUUUUGAAUAGCACAUUUUGAAACAUUGUACACUGGUGAAUCUUUCGAGAAUAUCUUUCUCUAUAAAGACGAUACAAUCUCAAUUACGACAGACGCCGUGACAGACAGUUCAAAGUCUUCGUAUUCCGUUUAGCUAUGAAACUUGCUCCUUUCAACAAGUAUUUUUACCAUGAACUCCUGACAUUCUCUCUAAAUGACAAUAAAUCUGACGACAUUAAGGAUGAAUGCAAAUGUGAUCAAGUUCUAAUAAUCCAUGUACGAUUAUUUAAACAAAGUUCAGAGUCAAAGUAGGAAGUUGGUUGACGUAGAUUAAACAACGGUUUCGUAUCUUUCCGAUUUCCUACGACAAUAGCUUUAAGCAAUGAAUUUAGACUUUUGCAUUCUAUUUCCAUUUCUAUGCAGAGGGUACUUUGAAACUUCAACAUAGACAAACGUCGACAAAUUUCGAUUCUACGUUGAUCAAUUUCUAAAAGCUUCUUUUACACUUUAACGAUAAGAAAUUUAGGUAAGAAUGCAAAAGCAAAGGUGAAAUAAGCGGAAACAUACUAAGGAGGAAGAAAGCUUCAGACAACGAGCUCUCGUCGCCAUUUUCUAGAAAGUCAACGGCCGCUUCUACUUUGAAAAAAGAAAAACCAAAAUCGAAGUAAGUUAAGCGAAAGUGUGCGCAAACUUCCCGUCGAAGUUGGAGGCGGUCAAAAUUCUGCAUCAGAUGCGACAAAAUAAUUACAGAAAAGAAAGAGAUAAGAAAGAAAAUUUUCUAUCACCGUCGGUUUUUCGAGGAACCGCGUACGUGCCACCAAGUGGUCGAUAAUUCAAUGGGUGUGCGUUUUACUAAAGAACGUCUCUGUUCGAUGGUAAAUUUGGAAACUGUGGCAAUAAAAAAUGAUCGUAAAAUGAACAAACGGAUCGUGAUUUCUUUACAAAAGAUGCAAGAUGAAUUAAGACACGAUCGCUUCUGCUUUUAAAAAAUUGCUACGGAUACUUUUGUACGAGUUUUACAAACGCACACCCAACGUAGGUAAAAUACUAUGCACACACUGCAUGAGAUGCAUCAGUGCAUUCGUAAUAAACGUUUCGUUUAACUAUAAGAGUCUACUUUAGAGUAUUAUCGAUAUGGUUAAUCUAAGGUGUAUGUUUGUUAACGUAGAUGUAAAUUAUAAUAUGUAUACGUGUUUAGCGUUGCGUGUAUUAAUUAUAUAGUAAUGUAACUCACAUGUGUAAGUAUAGACAGAAGAAACAUACAUAAAUACGUAUGCAAAGAUAGAAUAUGUAAGCGUUAGGAUCGGAGCUGAGUUCGAUUCAAUCGUUAGGUUCAGUUAUUUUUAAUGAAACUUGUUUCAUAGUCAAUAAUCUAGCAAAAUGUCUUUGCAGCGAUUUCAAUCUACCGAUGUCGCAAAAUUUAACAAUCAUUUUGCUUUUCUUAAUCUUUGAGAAAUUAGAGGAAGCAUUAUUUCCUGAUUUUAACUUCUAACAUUAUAAUAUCUGUAAUUUUCAAUUUAAUUUUCUCAGCUCCCUGUUUAAAGCUUGACUAAUAUACGUACUAACUAUACUAAUCUCCAGCCCGUGCUUCGAAGGCAUUGAUUCAUAGUGAAAGCAUUCGAAGCAUAAGCAAAAAUAGUAUCUGAUAUUAUAACUGAUACAACGCUGCUUGUAGUAAUUCAUUAGAGCACUCGGCUAGCUUAGACGUUAGAUUAACACAUGUUGACUGAAUUCUAGGGACAAUACUCUGCACCAGCACUUUUUUGAUCUGCACCCAGAUGAGACGAAGAUAAAAAAAAAAAAGAAGUGAACAUAGUUUUUAAAAACGAGUAUACUUUGUACUUGAUAUGUAUAUUGUUUAUGAGAAGAAAAUCUAGGAGCCUUACUAAUUGACUUAGACUUUUUCUAAGCGAUAAGAAUAGCGGUAUUGUUGGUCAGGACAAUAAUCGACCUCGUUUUUUCGUAGCGCCAUUUUCUUAUCCGUCUUUCUCUCUCCAUCGGGGAUACUUUUUGUACUGUUCGAAAUACGAAGCUUGUUUUUUACGUGAAUUUUUUCAUAGAUAUUUCGUAAGGGACAAUUUAUCUAUAGAGGUUUCAGUUUGUAUAAAAUGGAGAACGUUUUACCGUCGCUAGGUAAAAGGAUGCUUCCACGUGUUUCUGCUCCGCCGUUUCCGGAAGUAACGACGCUUGCUCUCGUUUCGUAAUCAUUCGAACGGUUCCUUUUCUCGAAUGAAAUGCUCACUUUUCAUCCCUAAGACGCGUUAGAGGAUAAAAGUCUUCCUUAGUAUCCAGACAACAGGUAGUUUUAAGCGAGGAAUAAUGUAACAUUUAAUAAUAACCGACAAUACUGUGUGAGCAGACAAUAAAUAAUAUUAGGAAAUGUUCCAGAAUGGACAAUAAAUUAGCUCGUAAGCUCGUUAGGAUAUAAUUUAACUCGGUAAGCCAGCAGAUAUAUGCAUGUGAUCGUUGAACAAUUCUCUCGUGCAACGUGUAUCAACGAUGUAGUCGUUGAGCAAGAUGAUAGUUUAAAAUUUAAGAAACGCUAGAUCUAAACUGAGUCAGCAUUUAAUCUUUGAUUUUCGAAUGUUUCUCAACAAUUCGUUUCUCCAUUGCCAGAUUCUAUUCAAUGUUAAAGAAGUACUGCCUCGGUUUCCAAAUAUUAUAGCUCGAUUUUUUUCUAGUUAAAUCGGUGAAUUAAUUUAAAACAUUAGUUUAAAAUAUCCGCUACUGUCUGACUAAGAGGAAACUUGUAAAAUAAGCGUUUGCCCAUUGUCAUAUGCAGUCUCACUACUCGCUGCUACUUUCAUAAGCUUUGGUUAGCUCGUACAUGAAGCCGAAAGAGAAAAUACGUAAAACGUAAAAUGGCGAAGUUAAAAAUCAAACAGGACAAUCAGGAAUGUUAGAACGUUUUCUUGACGAGGAUAUUUUUCUAAAUCGAGUAGAGGGACGCUUGAUUUCGUACAAUAAUUUAGAAACGUUCGCAGUACGAUAGAUUUGAGAGCGGAUGAUGCAAAGUUUUACGAUAAACAGCACGUAGAAAGUACUUUUGCUUUGCAUCUAAAAAAAAGUAGCUUCUGUGUUUCUCCUUUCUCUUAGAUUUCAUAUCAAAUGGCAGUUUUCGAAUCUCGUCUUCAACUAUUGUGAUGAGGUGGCGGUUUGUACAUGAAAUCGACACUUAUACGUAAGUCUAUAAAUAAAUUAACGUGUAAGCAGGUGGUUAAGAGAACUUACAAAUCUAUUUUACAGAAACGAUAUCGCUCGGUUUAGUUGGUGGCCCGGCACCAAAGAAGAAAAAAGAUCGUAUAUUUCCUUUGAGACGAAACGUGUUUCGCACGAUGGAUUUUUAUAUAUUUUUUUAUCGACGUGGGUAGAAGAAUGCCAAGAGAAACGACGAGAGAAAGCGAAAAAAGAGAAAAAGAUACGCGCGUAGAUCAUGCGGAACGUGAGAAUCGUGAGAGUCCUUGUUUCAUUGAAUGAUUUUAGAGGUUUUUUACGCGACAAACGUUACGAGUCAAUAAUCGUAGUCAAUUUAGGAGUAGAUGUAUCGUAGGCAAGACGGCUGUAAUGUUUGUACUUGUUAGGUACCGUGAAAUCUUCGAGUAGAUCACGUUUCCCCUCAUUUUCUAUGGUUUCUCACAUUUGUUUAAAUUAAGAAAGAAACAAGAAAACGCAUCCUUUCUUGCAACUUUUACAGGUUUUUUUAAUAAUCUUCCCGAUUCUCUUGGACUUCCACUGGUUUUAUUAACAUUCCUUUAGAAUUUUUCUAAUUUUUCUGAAACUUCACUAAUCUUCUAAUUGCUAGAAUCUUUCUAUAUUUCUUGAAAUUCUUUUCUUCGUUUCCGCUUACUUUCUCAACUCCAUGUAGACUUCGUUUGGAAUACAGAAAUUUUUAUUUUACGAACAUUUGGUCGAUAAGCUUUUCUCCUGUCUUUUUUUUGUGAUUAAAUUCCCAGAUCGAUUAAUUUCGAAAUACUCGAGGUUGUCGCGAAUUUGCUGCGCACAAAAUAACCGAUGUCCCCCUAAGGAAGAAAACUUCUUCCUUAGAAGAAGACUCGAGAGGAAAGUCUUCGACAGAUAUCACGAAACUGUGUAACUACUCCUGUGAAGUCAAUGUUUCGAUUAGCGAAGUAAUCCUAUUAAUUACGAUAAUUACAAAGCUAGGAAAAGGAAAAAAAUGAGAUAACUAUCUACGAUAAGAUUAUUCUAAGCUAUCUAAGCGAAAAUGGUAUACUUAUACACACUCACACCUAAACACGCUGUAAACGUAUUUGUACAAACAUAUUCCGAUCUUGAACGAUUUACACUCGAGCCGUCUAACAUCGGAGUAUAAGAUGUAAGAAAAAAUGAAAUGUCUAAACGAUAAGGAAACUUAGCUUAAGGAAAGAGAGAAAAAUGUUGUCGUGACAGAUGUGUACCAUAAAAGAGGAAUAAUUAAAAUAUGUAAAUUUUAAGAUUCAUGAAAGAGCGAGGAUAGUUACCAGCGCAUCCAUACAAUCGUCGUUUGAGCUUGAACGUUGUUAUAAUAAAUACGUCACUGUAUAAUUACUUAUCGAAUCGACGAUCGGCUAAAUCCGUAUCGGGUAAAUUAUACGUCAAUUCGAAGUUUCGAAGGAUAAACCAGGUGUAAUAGGAUUAUUUUAACGAAAGUAAAUGACGUGGGAGGAGGAUAUAAUUGGAUAGACUAAUAUACUAACGCGAUUCGAUUUGGGUUUAGCGGAUCGUGUAGCGGAAAAGUUGCUCUGUGAUCUUCCUCCGAAAGGAAGUUUCCAGGAUUACUAGGAAUUUAUCGAAUCAUUAUUACUACAUUAAAUAUCAAAUACAUGCGACAAUUUCUAAUCGUAGAAUUUUAUCAAAAUACGUGCUUUUUUAAUUCGAAGAAAACGUUGCGCGUGAUACAAAUUUUUUCUUUUUUUUUUUUUUUUUAUUACGAAACUGUACCGUCAAAACUUCCUUGUCAUUGCAAGAUCUCAAGAGCAGUCGUUGUCAAAAAUACCAGCAAGCCGUUUCAAAAGAAAAUAAUAGAAAUUCUCUGUGGAAACGUUUUGCAAGCAGGAGAAUUAGAUUUAAGUACACGUGUAACACACGCCUAAUUAGUCGCGUGCUAACGGCGCAUUUAUAUGCUACGUAUCUCGCCCCGCGUUCUAUUCGAUCGGGUCCUCGAUGAAACAGCUAACAACGACACCGAAGAACAAUCAUAGCGAAGAAUAUCAAGAGAAUUAACUUUUUUAACACGAUCCCAAUACUCCAUAGUUGAUAAUAUAAAAGAGAUGAAACAGGCGAAUACAACGCGGGGAUGUCUAAAUGUGAUUGCUUGUUGUGCCCGACACAAAUCCUAAUCGUACAAUCAGUGGUCGAUAUACCAAAUACAUAUACACAAACAUAUAUAUAUAUAUAUAUAUACAUAUAAAAAAAUAUAUAUUAAAAGAAAAAAAGGAGAAAAAAUGAAAAAUAAAAAGAAGAAACCGCUAAUGUUUGCAGAAUGUUUGAAGAAUUAAUUACAAGAUGAAAUAAUUCUAUAGCCAGAGAGAAAGAGUAUCUUUUGACUCGUUCAAAGGAUUUUAAUUAAAUCAUAAGCGAUGUUUGUAUGUUGUAUAUGUUACACGUAGAUGUACAUACAUAACUAAUGUAUACACAGACACAUACGUAUAUUUAUAAUAUACGCAGCUAGAUUAACGUUGACUCUAAACGUAGGUAAACAUUCCACGCGUUCUGUGUCGCUGUGAUUGGUACAUAGACCUUAGGCCAGUGUUGUACCGUUAGAUUUCUAAUUAUCAUUAACGAGGAACCGGGACAGUCAUUGCCAUCGAUCGCUCGAAUCGGCCGAUCGUUAGUUUCGGGCUUCGCUGACACGAGUCUUCUCCCGAUAAAAUAUACAGUUACCGAGAAAAUCGUCAAAAUGAAAUUUCUUUAAUGAAUUCGAAAGAAGAUCCGGAGAGUCUCGGAGAUCUGUCAGUUUACUUUGCGACGAAUUACAACAGCUUUCUUCUAAUGUAUCAGCGUUGUAUAAGAAUAACGUCGAGGCAUUCUGUGUUUACGUAAUUUCGCAACUUGCGUGAAAAAUCGGUAAAUCGAUGGUCAGACGGUCGAAUCUGUAAUCGAUCAAAAGGCUGGAAGAACUUUCAGAAGCUUUGUUGACAAAUUUCCCGAAGUAAAAUAUUUCGUUAAUUAAUAUCAAUCUUCGAUCGUGUUGCCAGACGUAUCAGCGUUAUUAGUUAGGCUACCGCGGUUGUCUAAGGAGAAAUUGAAAGCUGACAGAAAGGUAAAACGCAGUAGAUUCCAUGUUUGCACUGCCUUUCGCGUGAGAAAUGACUGUCUGGCCUCUGAACGGUUCAAAAAGAACGGCGAAGAGAAACAAAAGUGGCGUUGUUACAUAUACACGCAUAUAUCGGUGUGUUGGAAUGUCCGCAGAAACUUAAGUAAAAGCAGAUAGAAAAUAAAAACAAAAAAAAAAAAAAAGAAGAAAAUGGAGAAAAAAUAUCUAUAUAAGCGUAACAUAUACUAUAUAAUGUAUAAUGUAUGGUAGUAGAUUACCAGGAGGAAAUAAUGUGAAAUGAACUCUUGCUGGCCGAGAGUUGUAGCGUGUCGAUUAGCAGUAUAUCUAAACUAUAUGAAGAUGCAUCUACCUGCAGCGGUCUCGCGUUUUAAACCGCGAGAACAAACAAGAAAACGAGACGGGGGGCGGGGGGAAGUAAAGAAGAAGGAGAGUAAGGAAAGUAAAGGAAUUUAUGAUGUCGGAACAUUCGCGUGGGCCGCGCGAUACAGAAUUUAUAAUAGGAACGAGCUUACUCGUUCCCACUUUGUAACAUUCUGCUCUCUGAAAUUAUUAAAAAAUAUUCUCAUUUGAAAUUUUAAUUCCCAAAAUUAAUCUGCGUUGUGAUAAUUUCAGAUUAACGACAGCAGAAGAUUAAUUUCAUUCGACUGUAAUUCUUCAAGUGGAAUUACUCUACUCGUAUGCAAUUUUAUAUAUCAGAGAAUCGAAACCCUUAAAGGCUAUCAUGCGUGACAUUUCAGCCCGCACGAAUUUUGUUGUAAUAUUAUCGUCCAUCGAUAGGAUCAUCGCAAUGUUAUUUAUACUCACUGGAAACGAUUUAAUGAAAAUUCCAUUUCUCUCGUAUUAUCAAUUUCUAAAACACAGAAAAAAAAAGACGUGGUUGGAUAAAAUUUCACUCGUGACAAUAUUAACGUGACUUUAUUUAAUGAUAGCUUUUAAGGGCUGCGAUGAGACGUUGAAGUUCUUUCGAAAAGAUGCAAGAAGAGGAGGAAUAUAUUUUUGCAGAUUGAAUGCGAGGAAAAUUGAUUAGUUUCAAAGUACAAAAGACAAUAAAACAAGUGACUUUUUGCCAGACAUAUCCGGGCAUAUCGUGUAAAAUGGAAAGGAAAGAAAUGGAACGGGAUAAGUCGAUAUUUUCGAUUAUACCGGAAGAGUGUUUCGAUCUGCAAAAAUGGAUUUCGUCGUUAAGGAGAAUGGUACGGCAGGUGCGCGCUAUGAGCUCGUAAGUGCAACUCGGAUCGGUACAAAGAAUUAUACUACAAAGAAACAAAAACAGAAGAAUAAGAAUACAAAAAACAUAAUAAGAGAUAAGACAAAGAUGUAUGUGCUGUAAGAGAAUACUACUAUGCAAGUUAUGCAAGAAAAACACUAUAUCUAUGAUGAAUGUUGAUAUAUGAUAUAUUUAUGGAAAAUUCGUGUUGAGAAAUAAAUUAUGUAUUAAGAGUA
Bombus pyrosoma is the source of this 12118-nucleotide messenger RNA. RefSeq lists its product as uncharacterized. The record is from RefSeq and is a predicted model, not a curated record. Bases 752 to 4144 code for a protein of 1130 amino acids. Gene Ontology annotation, cellular component: membrane. Gene Ontology annotation, biological process: proteolysis. The transcript is spliced from 19 exons. Gene Ontology annotation, molecular function: protein binding; serine-type endopeptidase activity. Lineage: Eukaryota; Metazoa; Arthropoda; Insecta; Hymenoptera; Apidae.